Messenger RNA from Selaginella moellendorffii, 1496 nucleotides. Its product is annotated as protein ASPARTIC PROTEASE IN GUARD CELL 2. Gene Ontology annotation, biological process: proteolysis. Lineage: Eukaryota; Viridiplantae; Streptophyta; Lycopodiopsida; Selaginellales; Selaginellaceae. Bases 1 to 1479 code for a protein of 492 amino acids. The transcript has a single exon. The record is from RefSeq and is a predicted model, not a curated record. Gene Ontology annotation, molecular function: aspartic-type endopeptidase activity.
AUGAAAAUCUUCGUGUUGAUCCUCUUCGCCACCUUGCUCUCGCUGCGCCAAUCCCAAGAGUUAGAAGGCGGUCACAAAGAACACAAAGAGCUCAUCACCUUUACCCCCGGGCAUUUUAAAAUUUUAUCUUUCCCGCCAUUCGCAUCGCGUGCCACUGCCCCGGCGGCUGCAAAUCCGCGCCCCCAGCGCCAAGAUCACGAGCUGCAAGGAAAAGAGGAGGAGCUCGCCAUCGAGAUCCUCCACCGGAGCUCCCGGCGCGAUGGCGAUCCCCAUUAUCAGGAUCCUCUCCACGACAUCCACAGCGCGAUGGAGCGGGACGAGGCGCGCCUCCGCUGGAUCCACCACCGCAUCCAGUCGAGCGAUCGUCGCCACCGCCGCGGACGAUCGCUCCUCCAGACCGCCCAGAUUUCCUCGGGAUUGAGCCUGGGCAGCGGCGAAUACUUCGCGAGGAUGGGAAUUGGAAACCCGCAGAGAUCCUACUACCUGGAGCUCGACACCGGCAGCGAUGUCACCUGGAUCCAGUGCGCGCCCUGCUCUUCCUGCUACUCUCAGGUCGAUCCAAUCUACGAUCCCUCCAAUUCGUCGAGCUACCGCCGCGUCUACUGCGGCUCGGCGCUGUGCCAGGCGCUGGAUUACAGCGCCUGCCAAGGCAUGGGAUGUAGCUACCGCGUCGUCUAUGGCGAUAGCUCCGCUAGCAGCGGCGAUCUUGGCAUAGAAUCCUUCUACCUGGGGCCGAAUUCCAGCACCGCGAUGCGAAAUAUCGCGUUUGGAUGCGGCCAUAGCAACUCGGGCCUCUUCCGCGGCGAGGCGGGGCUCCUAGGGAUGGGCGGCGGCACGCUCUCCUUCUUCUCCCAGAUCGCGGCCUCCAUCGGCCCCGCAUUCUCCUACUGCCUGGUGGAUCGCUACAGCCAGCUCCAAUCGCGCUCGUCGCCGCUCAUCUUCGGGCGCACCGCCAUACCCUUCGCCGCCAGAUUCACGCCGCUGCUCAAGAACCCUAGAAUCAAUACGUUCUACUACGCCGUCCUCACUGGGAUCAGCGUCGGCGGUACCCCGCUGCCCAUACCGCCCGCGCAGUUUGCGCUCACGGGCAACGGCACCGGCGGCGCCAUCCUCGACUCGGGCACCUCCGUGACGCGCGUCGUGCCGCCGGCCUACGCGGUGCUGCGCGACGCGUACCGUGCGGCGUCGCGGAACCUACCGCCGGCGCCGGGGGUCUACCUGCUCGACACGUGUUUCAAUUUCCAGGGGCUGCCGACGGUCCAGAUCCCAUCGCUGGUGCUCCACUUCGACAAUGGCGUGGACAUGGUGCUGCCCGGCGGGAAUAUUCUCAUCCCGGUGGAUCGCUCGGGGACGUUUUGCCUGGCUUUCGCGCCGUCUUCCAUGCCCAUCUCGGUCAUUGGCAACGUCCAGCAGCAAACCUUUCGAAUUGGGUUUGAUUUGCAAAGAUCUCUCAUCGCCAUAGCUCCAAGAGAGUGCUAAAGUUGAUUUGCAAAGAU